This is a messenger RNA of Dovyalis caffra, 1734 nucleotides long. The record is from the annotation of a GenBank genome assembly. Lineage: Eukaryota; Viridiplantae; Streptophyta; Magnoliopsida; Malpighiales; Salicaceae.
AUGGAGAGAGAUUCAUCCGACGAAGAAGACGAUCGGGAUCACCUAAUUGAACAAAACGACAGAAAACACAACCAAAACGACACUCACCACCACAUCCUCCCUACCUCCUCUCCAACUCGCCGACGAUCCACAUUCGAAGUCGAACCCCGGAUACGACACGGUUUCAACAAUCUCAAUUUCAACAAGAGGUACUCCUUGUUCGCUGUUAUAAUAUUUCUCUCUCUCGUCAUUGUGCUUCUUUCCUUCUCCACCGACGUUCGGAAUAUAUUUUCGACCAAUUUCUCUGCUCCCAAUGUCGGCGGCUCCCUCUCUGAUCGAAUGCGCGAAUCUGAAUUACGCGCUCUUUAUCUGUUAAAACAACAGCAGCUCUCUCUCUUCACUCUCUGGAACCGCUCUCUCACUUCACUUCCCAAUUCCAGUAAUUCCACCCUCAAUUCCACGUUGUUAGAAAAUGAGUUCAAUUCUGUUUCCAUCGAAGAUUUGAAAUCUGCAUUGCUAAUACAGAUUUCUUUAAAUAAAGAAAUUCAACAGGUUUUACUAUCCCCUCAUAAAUCAGGGAAUGUAUCAUCAGAUUUGGAUUUUACCAAUGCCGGUUUUGGGUGGUCCGGCAGUAGUUGUAAAAAAGUGGAUCAGAGAUUCGCGGAUAGGAAAACUAUAGAAUGGAAGCCGAAAUCAAAUAAAUUCUUAUUCGCGCUUUGUUUAUCGGGGCAGAUGAGUAACCAUUUGAUUUGUUUAGAGAAGCAUAUGUUUUUUGCGGCAUUGUUGAAUCGGGUUCUGGUUAUUCCGAGCUCGAAAUUUGAUUAUCAGUACAAUAGGGUUUUAGAUAUUGAGCAUGUAAAUGAUUGUUUGGGGAGGAAGGUUGUUGUUACGUUCGAGGAGUUUGUGGAAAUAAAGAAAAAUAAACCGCAUAUUGAUAGGUUUUUUUGUUACUUUUCCGACCCUACGCCAUGUUAUGUUGAUGAGGAUCAUGUUAAGAAGUUGAAGGGGUUGGGGGUGUCGAUGGGGAAACUUGAGUCCCCGUGGAAGGAGGAUAUUAAGAAGCCGAGCAAACGUACUGUUCAGGAUGUUGAGGGGAAGUUUGCGAGUGAUUAUGAUGUUAUUGCGGUGGGAGAUGUGUUUUUUGCUGAUGUGGAGGAAGAUUGGAUGAUGCAACCGGGUGGUGCUAUUGCUCAUAAAUGCAAGAUUUUGAUCGAACCGACUAAGAUAAUUAUGCUUACUGCACAGCGGUUUGUUCAAACUUUCUUGGGGAAUAACUUCAUUGCUCUCCAUUUUCGGCGGCAUGGAUUUUUGAAGUUCUGCAAUGCCAAAAACCCAAGUUGCUUUUAUCCCAUUCCCCAAGCCGCAGAUUGCAUUGCUCGGGUGGUUGAAAGGGCCAAUGCACCUGUGAUAUAUCUCUCCACAGAUGCGGCAGAAAGUGAAACUGGUUUGCUGCAGUCGCUAGUUGUGGUGAAUGGAAGGACUGUGCCACUUGUUACACGGCCUCAUCGUAAUUCAGCUGAAAAGUGGGAUGCUUUGCUAUACAGGCAUGGCCUUCAGGAUGAUUCUCAGGUGGAAGCCAUGCUGGAUAAGACAAUCUGUGCUAUGUCCAAUGUGUUCAUUGGAGCCUCUGGAUCCACUUUCACCGAGGACAUCUUGCGGCUGCGGAAGGGUUGGGAAUCAGCAUCUUCGUGUGAUGAGUACCUCUGCCAAGCAUUGGCAAAAGAGGUAGCAGCCCGUGAUCCUCCCGAGCAAUAG